CUGAAUAGCAAUUUCGUGGGAAACCAAGGUAGACUGGAAAUAACUUUAACUUUAAUGUAUCAAUUUAGCGAGUCUGUCUCUGUAUAAUGUGGAAUGUCUGGUGUUUACUGGCGUAUUAGUUUUUUGCAGGUAAAUGAAAUAAUGUAAAGUACAGCAGGCUGAUUAUUCUAUGGUAUCGAAAUCUAUAACAUAGGUCAACAACUUUCACAAUUUUUUUAGAUCUGUUUCAUUAUAAUUUAUUUGUCGGUGAAAAUAAAUGAGCAGGAAGUUGCACAUUUAUUUUCUGCCCCUUGUAGCGUGUCCAUGGGAUUUCCUUCUGGCAUAGUUGAAUUUUUUAUUCAUUCGAGGUAUUGCUUUUAAAAGCGUUUUAGUGGAAGAAGCCGUCAUUUCCUGGUGUAAUGAGCACGUAUAAGUGAUAAUACUUUCAUUACAUUGUGUAUAAAUGGUUCUGCAAUAUGAUCCAUUCGUCUUGUGCACUUUCAUACGGUACUUUCAGUUUUGUACACUGUAAAAUAUAUUUGACCAAGUUUUGUCAUUCAUGUGGAUCAGUACACUACACCCAGAUUGUUGGCAUAUGUUGGUAUGCAUUGCAAAAGAAAUAGGUCAUCCAAUCCAGCUAUGCCCAGUGGUCAUAGCUGCUGUAACUGAAGGGGUCUUGCUACCUGUUAGUAGAGAUGCAGCUGUUAUUCUGGAGGUGGCUUCAUUGACAAUUUUCUGACAUGCUUUAGUGUUUACUUUUUAUUUUGGAAAUAUUAACAUGUUUGCUAUAUUCCCGUCCUCUAGGACUUUCCUGCAGAUCAUUCAAAUGUGUUCUUUUACUUUGUGCAUAACAGAUUAGAUGGUUAAUUUUAAGCACGAGCAUUGCCAGGCUGUAGAUGUUGUUUAAUGUGUGGUAACCUGUCUUGGCAAUUAUGACCACUUUUGCGCUAACUCCCAUUGUCUUAGCUAGUGCUUAAAGUGGAGGAGCUAGAUGAAAAAGUAUUUGUGUUAGCGAUCAACUGGAACUGAACAAACAGACAAAGAGACUUGAGUGUUACAAUGGAAGAACAAAGUAAAACAUCACUGUAAUGUUCUGCAUAGCUACGAGGUAUUCCGAGAAUUCGGCACAUGAAAAUUUCUGCCAAAGAUUUUGCGUUUUUUUUUACAAUCAAAGAAGGUUUUUCGCUGUGUUGUAUGUUGGUUACUUCGUUUCAUAGCCCCGAAAUUGGCCCUUGUAUUAUGUUUGGGUUAAGCACUACUAUGGGAAAUAUGGCUGGAAGUUUUAUUGGGGUGUUAAGUGUGCAUAAACAUCAAAAUUAUGAAGUAUUAUUGUUUCAGAAUCUCAAAGUAGGUAUGAAGUAUGCCAAUAUGUGAUGGCAGAAACUGGUUAAUUGCCUUACAUUGAAUGGUGCAAAUAUCAUUAUUGGAUAUAAGGUUAACAAAUUCAGUUGGUGCAAAUAUAGAUUGUAUAAAUGCUUUGCAGAUUAGUCAGUAAUGUCUGUUGAAAUUCUUCAAAAGGGCAUAAACAAUAUUACUGACCAGGAUACACAUAGCACACCAUGUGUCUUCAGAGCAACCAGAGACCUGAUCUGGUAUUUUUUUUCUGAAAACGAUAUUCGGACAUGGGAACCUUUGAAUCAUCUAAACAUGUCAUGGUUCACACAUGUAUAUAGUCACUGCCAUAUUCGCAUCACGUGUAAAGGAUUAUUGGUACAAAAAUAUUGUGUAUUUUUUUUUUCUAAAUAAAUAGCUAAUGAUACUUUUUCAUGGCUAGAGACCUUGUUUGCAUAUGGUGGUUAAUUGAUAGGUGACAUUUUUAUAGUGCUUGGUCACAUUUCUGGUUUCAGAUAGCAUUGAUUAAGACAGGACGAGGGAGUCUGUUAGAAACCCUGCUGGCUCUGUGACCACACAAAACACGACCAUGUUGUCAAAUGUGGCACAGAGCACAUUCUAGGAGCACGACAGCCAAUGCAAACUGCUAAAAUUCAGAGCCUGAAGCACUCUGUGCCAAAGGGUGACAAAAAGAGAAAAAAAGAUGUUGCAGCAGAGGUAGCUGUACUUGAAGCUGAGUUGGAAAAAAAACAGAAAAAAGACUUGGAGGAGUUUGCUGCCUAUCAGAGUAAUGGUGUAGCCAGCAAUCAGCCAGAGGUGGAUGAUGUGACCGAUGAAUUUGAUGCUACAAGCUUGCAUGAACCCUCCCUGAAGCAGGGCAAAACUAGCAAAGCAGAGAAACGCAGGGAAAAGAAGCGGCAAAAGGAAGAGCAGCGUGAAAGAGAGAUUGCAAAGCAGGAAGUGGAAAACCAGUUUCUUCCACGUGCUGUGGAGGAAAGAGAACUGCGGGAAAUUCUCGAGAAGCUUGGAUUGACUAUUUACGAGAUUCCUUCUGAUGGAAACUGCAUGUACAAAGCCAUGGAACAUCAGCUUGGACUUUUUGGUGUCUUGAAAUCCAUGAAUGAAUUACGGCAAGAAACUGCAAAGUACAUGUUGUCUCACUCUGAAGAGUUUCUUCCUUUCCUGACAAGCAGAAAGAGUGGCGACGUGAUGACUGCAGAAGAAUAUGAAGAUUACUGUUUAGAGGUUUCAAGCACGACAGCAUGGGGUGGCCAAGUUGAGCUCAAGGCUCUCUCCCAUGCUUGUAAGGUGCCCAUAACAAUAGUUCAAGCUACUGGACCUUCCAUUGAAAUAGGAACAGAAUAUAAUUCUAAGCCUAUCCUUCUAAGCUACCACAGAUGCUUGUAUGAGAUGGGAGAGCAUUACAACUCUCUAGUCCCUAAAGAAGGCGAAGUGGAUGAAGGUGACUGCGUAGAUCUGCAGGGAGAGCAUUACAACUCUCUAGUCCCUAAAAAAAGCGAAGUGGAUGAAGGUGACUGCGCAGAUCUGCAGAUCUAGUAAGAUGGAAUAUUCCAGUCAAAAGUUCAAAAAACUUGACUAAGAGAGCAAUUUGGACAAGAACUCUGUUAAUAAAGAAGCCGCCUUUCUCCGCUGGACACCUUCAAUAUUGAUUGAUAUGUGGGGUUCAACGUUCAAAAAUCACCAUAUGAUUAUGAGAGACGCCAUAGUGGAGGGCUCCGGAAAUUUCUACCACCUGGGGUUCUUUAACGUGCGCCCAAAUCUGAGCACACAGGCUUACAGCAUUUUCGCCUCCAUCGAAAAUGCAGCCGCUGCAUCCGGUAUUCGAUCCCGCGACCUGCGGGUCAGCAGCCGAAUACCUUAGCCACUAGACCACUGUGGCGGGGCUGGACACCUUCAAUAAAAUUGGCAAAUAUUAUUGUGCCUACCAGAGUGAAAUUUUAUGACUGAUAAAGGAAAAAGCAUUUACCACGUAAUUGACUUUAGUAACCUCUGCAUUUUCUUAUUUGCAAGACUUCAAAAGUGUUUUGUCAAAAAGAUCUGGUGAUAAGGUGUUCUGUUGAAGAGAUGUGGUGAUAGGGCAUGACCAAAAGAACGGCAGAAAUUGUGCUUUCAGCUAGGCAAUUGAUGGUUUUGAUAUGUGAUAUGUGGGGUUUAACGUCCCAAAACCACCAUAUGAUUAUGAGAGACGCCGUAGUGGAGGGCUCCGGAAAUUUCGACCACCUGGGGUUCUUUAACGUGCACCCAAAUCUGAGCACACGGGCCUACAACAUUUCCGCCUCCAUCGGAAAUGCAGCCGCCGCAGCCGGGAUUUGAACCCGCGACCUGCGGGUCAGCAGCCGAGUACCUUAGCCACUAGACCACCGCGGCGGGGCAGGCAAUGAAUUGAUGGUUGGCAACUCUUUCAGUAGUAUUGAAGGUAUUGCUUGUGAUGGGAGUGACAUAGCUGGGCUGGAAAGAUUAUUUCAAAUGUAAGUGCAUGCUUAAAAAAGCACGGUUAUCUUGAUGUUUUCGUGAGGUGAUAACACAGUGUUAGUGCGGCUCUUGAGCAGGUGACAUGGAUCAUUGUCUUGGAAUUUAAGAAGUGGGGGGCAAGGGAGCGGUGCUACGCAGAAAGUCUGGAGAAUAUAUGAUGGAAAGCAAACGUGCUCUAAUGAAAACGAUAACAAUGGGUUUUGGUGACUGUUCUAAACUAAAAAAAAAUUUGAAAAGGUGCAAAAAAUUUAAAAAAUAUAAAAUAAAAGCUAACUGCCCCUGACAAGAUUAUGUACUUGUUCUGACACAAUUUUAAUUAAAACCAGCAGAUAAUGAAGCCGAGGAAGGAAUGGAGAUGCCAAUUGCACCUUAAGUAUACUGUGAUAAUUGUCAAAUAGAUGUGAAGAAAGUAAAGUGGACAGACAACUGUUUGACAGUUGUCUGUUUGACAACCAUCGGACUAUGCACCCAAUAGUCUUGCCAAUUGAGCUAGAGUGGCAGUCAUUCCCUCAGCCACCUUAAGGGGUAUUUAUGUGCACGCGAACGCGGGAGUGUUAGUCAGUGCCACUUGUAGCCAUGACAGCAAAAGUGGAGCACUUGGCCAGCUGGCUAAAAAAAGCACAUGAUUAUUUAAUGAGUGGGCAGCUGAUUGAUAAGCCCUUGCCUAAUAUUGUGAUAGAACAUACUGAGGUAAAUAUAGAAUACUUCUCAUUCAAUACACAGUGCGCGAUGCACCUGCUCUGGAGCACGCAUGUUUUAGGAUUUCCCAGCUAAAUAUGAUGGCUCACUAUAAAGUUCUGUCUAGACACAGCAUUUGGCAACGGGUACUGUUUCGUACUAUUUACAACCACUGCACCUGUAUUCAUGUAACCUAAUGAGAAGACACGUUUUAAUGCAAUAUACACGAUGCAGAAAACACCAUCUGCCACAGCCAUUUGAACUAGUGGAAAAGCAAUUUUUUUUCCUCGCUUUGCCGUCACUGUGGACAUGUAUUUUUUAUUUGAUUGUAAAUAUGUACAUAUUUCUAAAUACUUCUGAUCUGAGUCUGGAAGCAAUGCAAAACAAAUUCUUAGCAUGCACACUCUGUCUAUGUCUUUCUGUGUGUGUGUUCACGUAUCUGCAGUUUGUGUAUGUGUGUGCAUGCAUGUGUGAUAAUUCGCCUGCAAAAUUACCUUCAUAAACUGUGCAUCAAAAGCUUGUUCAUUUGGAUUUCGGGAGACUGCAAAAACUGUCUCAAUUAAUUGAAUGCCAAAUGGUUUAAAUAUCAAAAACAAUAAAUAAAAAGUAUUAAAUCAAUGCACUUUAUUUUUUUACAAAAAUAUAUAAAGGUAAAUAUUUUGCAUAUGAGAAGUGUAGAAGCCACAACAUCCAUCACUUGCAACUUCGUUCAAUAUGUGAACGCAGCUAAAGGCCCACGUUUCUCAAUCUGAAACCUGCUCUGAACCAAUACCUUAUUAUAUACAAAAGACACAAUUUUGGGUAGUGACCACAUCUUUGUAAAAGCCCAUGGCCAUUUCAGCUGUCUGUGAACAUCAUUUUUCAUGCUUUUGCCUUGCACAUUUAAGGCACUCUGUGCUCAGAGAAAUGUCUAAAUAACCCGACUUGCAGCCAUAUAUGAGCGGGUCAACAAAAUUUUGGUGCUAAUAAACAGUGUAUACACUGGCUGGGACCAGAGAAUAUGUCGGAAUUACGCAUUUUUUUUUAUUUAGCGAGUGUUGAGUUCACAAGCUUUUACUGUACAUGAUAACGCAUGGUCAUAUGUAGGUCGUAACUGUGAACAAGGUGCUUAAUUGCUGCUAAUGCUCCUUUCUUACAUUUAAUAAAGCAGGAAUUAUAAUAUGCCCAGUAAUUAUAGACACUUCCUAAUGCUGUUAAACAAGGAUGUGAACAUUAUAUUAGUAGUAAGAAUGUCAUACAUUAAUCACAACUCACCAGAAGAAAUAUUUGGUCUCAAAACUGGCUAGUAUUUGCACACUCUCGCCAAAUAUGUUUUUGUUAGGUUAGAGAAAUUAGAUCAAAGAAGAAUUAAGUGAUAAUUAAAAAAACUGCUGAUUGCCAAGACAAAAUCCAUGACAAUAAAUUCUGCAACUGAGAAAUUGGCGAAUGUCAUGUAGUAACAUUGUAACUUGCAUAGGGGAAGGAACCAAUAUGAAAGCCAUGCCUGAAGUUGAUCAAUUGAAGGAAUUCUUCUAUGAUAGAAUUGAUUAUGUGGUCUGUGUCUGUUGAAAAGGUACUUGUGAAGGUGAUGAAAUAAUUUAUAUAAUGCCUUCAGUGUUUCUUGAAGAGUAGCUUGACCUUACAGGAUUGCCACUUCCGCACUACAGGUCCAGUAGAAAAUUUUGGAUAGAAGUAGUGGUUGCUUGCAUUGAUGCUAUUAUUAAUAACUUGAUAACUUAAUUUUUGAACAUAUAGCUCAAGACAUUGGCAACCUUUGCAGCAUUAUCACCACAGCCUUUGCCAAAUGAACGGUCCUUCAACAGGCCCUUUAAAAACUUAUAAAACUACAUUUCACUGCUGAUAUUUCUUUCUCAGAACCCCCAUUAUUAGCCUGGCCUGUGUGAGUAAUGAAUAUUGCAAAUCACUUCCUGUGUUGCUCGCAACAUUGGUAAAACAUUCAUACCGUUUAUUGAAUGUUUAACAAACACAACUUUGAUUUGAUUGUUCUGAUUAGUGUUUGCAUUGUAUUCUGCUAUAAUACCUAUUGUUUUAUGUUUUCCAUAUGUUUUGCUUUUUACCUAAAUAUUUGAAUUGUCUAUGGUUUUGAUAUUUUACAUUGUACUUUAUUAGUUUGCAGUUUCUUUUUUAAAAUUUUUACUGUCAAGUAGUGUUUCUUUUAACAUUUUUACAGGGUCCCCCUACAGUGUUUACACUAUGGGACCUUUUUCUGUGCUAAAAUGUUUAUAUUCUGAAUAUGUAAUCAAUAUUGAAUAAACUUCAAAGAUGCACUAGAAA
Rhipicephalus microplus (southern cattle tick) is the source of this 6756-nucleotide messenger RNA. RefSeq names its product deubiquitinase OTUD6B. Gene Ontology annotation, molecular function: cysteine-type deubiquitinase activity. The record is from RefSeq and is a predicted model, not a curated record. Gene Ontology annotation, biological process: protein deubiquitination. Lineage: Eukaryota; Metazoa; Arthropoda; Arachnida; Ixodida; Ixodidae.